UGAGCCAGGGCCCGGGGUUGCGUUUCUAGCGUUGUCGGCAUUUUGCGUCAGUUCUUGCGCAGCCCUCGAAGAUUACGGACCGCAGCAACGUGUAUUUGAGCGUGUGUGUGUGAGAGAGUGUUUUCUCCUUAGUGUUUUCCCAGCUGGCAUUUUCGGUGGCAACGAUCGUUCUACUUCGUAGGUUAGAACCGUCCGCCUGCCAGAGAGCUGAAGAGAGCCACAUCUGUGCCGCUGUGUUUGUGUGUGCGCGCGCGUGUGUGUGACUUUAUGUGAACAGUGCGGGUGAGAGAGCGCAUUGGCAGCAAAAAUACACACACCCGCGGUCAAAGAGCCCAGCAGAGUUCUCUCCGCGGCCAGUUCAUCCUCAUCAACGUUUCAUCGACGCGCUCCUUCUUCAAUCAGCCAACCACAGUGUGUCGUCCAGCAAACACAGGCGCCGCCAUCGAUCAGUAACAUCCAUCGUCCUCUGCCUUCCCGCAACCCAUCGCAUUACUCGUUGAACCUGCCAACAAGUGUUCUCCGGGUGUGUGUUUGUGUGAUACGGCUACUACCUCUACCUGCUGCGGCGUGUGUGUGUAUCGAUUCUGGCAAUAGUGCGCGCGAGUGUGCACCCCCUUAGUCCAGUGUCUCUGCUGCUGCUCACGUGUGUGCGGUGUGUGACAUCGGCAUUUUGUGUUUUUGCUGCGCGCGCUUCACUCUAGAUUGAAAUCAUCCUCCGAGCCUCUUAGUGCGCGAGCAGAUAGCUUAACAAAAAAAACGCAACUGGUGUGUCGCCUUUUCUUCUGCGCUCAGCAACACCAUCCCGUAGGCCGAAAAAAUGGUUGCGAGCAGUAAAAUGAUGAACGUGCGCGUCACGACGAUGGACGCGGAGCUGGAGUUCGCGAUCCAGCAGGGCACCACAGGCAAGCAGCUGUUCGAUCAGGUCGUGAAGACGAUCGGUUUGCGAGAGGUCUGGUUCUUCGGGCUACAGUACACAGACUCCAAGGGCGAUAACACGUGGAUCAAGCUGUACAAAAAGCCGGAAAACGUCAUCUGCAAGCAUAUGAAAAAGAUCGGCAAAAUCAUCAAGCGCAACAUUGAGCAGCAUCAUCACCGCCUGCUGAGCUCCAGCCUGACCACCAGCAGCAACAGCAGCAGCAGCAGCAGUAAUGGUGGCAGCGGUAUGAACGGGUCAAAGGUCAUGUCCUCCUCGUCCAACACACUCGACGGUGACUCAGACUCGGACGAGGACGAUCUGACAGGGUCGACGCCGUUUUCCAAAUGGGUGAUGAGCCAAGAUGUGCAAAAGGGUGACCCGCUGCUGUUCAAGUUUCGUGCCAAAUUCUACCCGGAGGACGUGGCCGAGGAGCUGAUCCAGGACAUCACGCUGCGCCUGUUCUACCUGCAGGUGAAGAACGCGAUCCUGUCGGACGAGAUCUACUGCCCGCCGGAAACGUCCGUGCUGCUCGCGUCGUACGCGGUGCAGGCGCGCCACGGCGACUACAACAAGGGCACCCACGUGCCCGGCUUCCUGGCCAAGGAUCGACUGCUCCCGCAACGGGUCAUCGACCAGCACAAAAUGUCCAAGGACGAGUGGGAAAACUCGAUCACCACCUGGUGGCAGGAGCACCGCGGCCUGCUGCGCGAGGACGCCAUGAUGGAGUACUUGAAGAUCGCGCAGGACCUGGAGAUGUACGGCGUGAACUACUUCGAGAUCCGCAACAAGAAGGGCACGGAGCUGUGGCUCGGCGUCGACGCGCUCGGGCUGAACAUCUACGAGAAGGAGGACCGGCUGACGCCGAAGAUCGGCUUCCCGUGGUCGGAAAUUCGCAACAUCUCGUUCAACGAUCGUAAAUUCAUCAUCAAGCCGAUCGACAAGAAGGCGCCAGAUUUCGUGUUUUUCGCGCCGCGCGUCCGCAUCAACAAGCGCAUCCUGGCGCUGUGCAUGGGCAACCACGAGCUGUACAUGCGCCGCCGCAAGCCGGACACGAUCGACGUGCAGCAGAUGAAGGCGCAGGCCCGGGACGAGAAGAACGCCAAGCAGCAGGAGCGCGAGAAGCUGCAGCUGGCGCUGGCGGCGCGCGAGCGGGCCGAGAAGAAGCAGCAGGAGUACGAGGACCGGCUCCGCUCGAUGCAGGAGGAGAUGGAGCGCAAGCAGGCGAACCUGAGCGAGGCGCAGGACACGAUCCGCCGGCUGCAGGAGCAGCUGAACCAGGUGCAGGCGGCGAAGGAGGAGCUCGAGCAGCGCCAGAACGAGCUGCACGAGAUGAUGCAGCGCCUGGAGGAGACGAAGAACAUGGAGGCGACCGAGCGGGCCAAGCUGGAGGAGGAGAUCCGCGUGAAGCAGCUCGAGAUGCAGAAGAUCCAGGAGGAGGUCACGCUCAAGGACUCGGAAACGAAGCGCCUGCACGAGGAGGUCGAGGAAGCGAUACGGAAACAGGUAGCCAAGGGCAGCCGUAACGAGGCCGCUGCUGCGUUGCAGGCCGCCACCACCACCCCGAAGCACCAUCACGUGGAGGAGGAGGAGGAGAACGAGGAGGAGCUGAUCAAUGGGGAGAACGGUACGCAAGACUUCUCCAAAGACUUCGACACGGACGAGCACAUCAAGGAUCCGGUCGAGGAGAGACGCACCCUUGCCGAGCGUAACGAGCGCCUGCAGGACCAGCUGAAGGCCCUCAAGCAAGACCUCGCACUGUCGCGCGACGACACGAUGGAGACGCCGAACGACAAGAUCCACCGGGAGAACGUGCGCCAGGGACGGGAUAAAUACAAGACGCUGCGCGAAAUCCGCAAGGGCAACACCAAGCGCCGCGUGGACCAGUUCGAGAACAUGUAAAAAGCGCAAGAGUAGUGUGCGUGUGUGUGUGAGGGAGAGAAAGAGAAGAGAACAAGAGAGAAAGAGAGACAGGAGAAGAAGCAACAAUUACACACAGUGCAGACACACCCCACGCGCAGAUUCUCAGAAUAUGAUGCGCCUGCGCUGGUAUAUGUGGUGGCAGUAUAAAUCCCGUACAACCCUUCCCAUCCCUCCCACGUGUGCGUGCGUGCGUGCGUUCGUGUCCCCUCCAUUUAUGGUGGUGUGGAAGAAGCAGAAGCAGAAGAAGACGAUGAUGAGGGAGGCGCACGCGGUCCACGUGUGCACGCGCGCCACGUGCUUUCUGUGUGGAAGGAAAGCGUUGCAUAUACUACACUAUUACUACCACCAACAACACCACCACCACCACUACAACAAAUCCCCUCCCCCCUCUCCCUCAACAGCCAAUAUGCUCCCGCGCACAUAUAUAGUAUACAGUAUGACACUAAUGACACUUAUUCCGAAUCCCUUGUAAUCCUCCGUUUCAUGUGGUGUGGUGGGGUGUGGUGAUGAUAGAGUGCCGCCCACACACCGGUGGCUCGCGUCUGUUACAGCGGCAACAACAACAACAAAAACACGAAAAAAGCAACACAACAUUUACUUAGUAGGACGAUAAUCUUAUGGCAAGCAAAAGGGUAGGGCAAUCGUGUUAGGGUUACUAUUACUAUUACCAUGGCAGCGACAAGGAGGGAACAAGAGAGGAGCGACAGGAUGCAUGCGUACAGUGACAACGCGGCGGCAGCAGCAGGUGCAGCAGUUGUUGUGUCUAUAACACACACACACACACACACAUAUCCACACAUACAUAUUUUGUAUACUUUUUCUGCUUCUUCUUUGGCAUCCACCACUUGCCUCGUCGCGCAACAUUGUGUGCAACUCGUAUUUUCCGUUGGGUGCGAAAUUGCAUCCCAACGGCGCGUUAAAUUUGAAUUCUGUAUUUGGGUCACGUGACCCCCAUAUUCCCCCCAACCCCCCCGUUCGUCGGUGUGGGUUGGUGUUUAUUGUUACAUACUGUUUCAUGUAAUUCGUAAGGUGAAGUACACGCAAUCGAAGCUUAGCAACUUGCACUCGAGGUGUAGCGUUCAAGCAAAAGUGCAUUAUCUUUCCCAUAAAAAGUUUAGAAAUAGCACACACACAUACACAAUUUUUAGUGUGCGUUUCUGUGUGUGAGGAGAUUUUUUUUUUGUUUUUUUCAAUGACUAGCAAAGGUAUGAUUGGCAUUAUUGAUCACGAUAAAUGGAUUUUUUUUUGCUGCUGCAAGCGUCCCUAACUAGCGCUGGGAAAAAAAGGAUUAGGGAGCAGAAUUACGUAAUAAUAACGAUGGGCAGUUUUGUCCUGCAAAAAAACUUGAUAGUAUGCGUAUGUGUGUGUGUGACCGAGAGAGAGAGAGAGAGAUAAUGGUAAUGGCAGAAGUAUAAAGAAGUAAAUGGUAGUAAUGGUAAGGCGAUAACAGUGUAGCAGGUGUAGAAAUUGGUGACCAUAAAACGCCUAUGUGAUGGCGUUUUUGUUUUUUUUUUGGUUCCAUCUUUCUUUUCUAUAUUAUUUCCCCCUCCCUCUAUUUCCUUCCUUUUUUUGGCGAUGAUCCGUCCCGUGGAUCAGUAUUGGUGUGUGCGUGCGCGCAACCACCCCCGGGGUAUAUUAGGGAGCAAGGAGAAGACGUGGCGGUAUGGCACACAGUUGGGCACUGGAGCCCUCGGGCGGCAAGGCCAACAGUAGUAGUUAUGGCUUUGGGGAAAAACCAGCGCAGCAGCAAGUCGGAAGACGCCACACUAGUGGAUGUGGACAAAUGAAUAUAUAUUUAGUUACGAGGCAAAAGUAGGCAUUGUUUAUUAAUACAGCAAACAGCAACAGCAAACCAGAUGAAAGUUAAAGCAGCAAACUUUACAAUACACACACACACACACACACAUACACAAAACACAUUAUAUCGAGGGAUCGUUAGGGGAUUGGUAUUAAUCGGGGAGGUAAUAAGAGCAGCGCGUGUGAGAACGAAAAGAAAGCACGGAGAUCUUUUAUCCGCGCAACACCCCGCAGCAGCAUUGUGUCCAGGCAGAGAAAAAGGGGUGUGGUGGUGUGUGUUACGUUAUUCGGAUUUUAGGAAUUGGUUCAAAUCUAUAUAUAAAAAAAGUAUUUUCCUUCUUAUAUCAUCCCGCCCCCGUUUCCCCUCCCAUUUUUUUUUUGGCCGGUAGUGCGCUUCUUUUCGAUUUCCGGUACGACAGUGUCCUCUUUAAUAUAUCUAUGUUAUGAUUAGUAUAUCCAUUUUUUUAUUUUCUUCUUUUAUUAUUACUUCAUUACUACAAGAGCAAUGUUUGUGUGUAUGUGUGUGUGUGUGUGUGUGUGUGUGCGUGUGUGUAAUAAUUGUAAACAUGGGUGGAAAGUGGGGCGUGUCUUCUGUAUUCAAGCAAUAGCGAACUUCUUCUUGCCGGGAACACACAGCACACAGCACGAGAGAGAGAAAACAAAACCCCGUCGGUCCGAAGGAUAAAGGGGGUGGUGGGGAGGACACGCUAGCAGGGCAGGAUGUCCUGGUGUUUUUUUUUUCUCUCUUUUCGAUCGAUGAUUAUGCUUUCCUAAGUUUGUUUUUGGUUUAGAAUCCGUUGCCCGGCACACCUUGUUUGUGUGUGUGUGAGUGCGUGUAUUCUUCUCUGAUCACCCCCCCCCCUUUCCUCCUCUUCCUCCUCCCCCUUGCGCAACCUUGGUGUAGUGGCUCAUGUAAUAAAUCGAAUUAAAAUCGACGAAUAUAAACGUAAAAAAACAACAUAACAGCUGCAACAGCAAAAUCAAUUAAUUGUUACAACACACACACAGACACACAUUCGCGAAGAGCGAAAAAGGGAAGAAAAAAAAACAAAAUAGAAACAGAAAGCGAGAGAGCGAGUGACUUGAAUUGAAAAAUGGAAGAGAACGAAGGAUUGGGACAAAAAAAAACAAACAAACACAACAACAGAAAUGAAAAAGCGUUCAGUGCGCCAAUUUGCUGGAAUUACAGGUUCGGUUGAACCGUCUUGCCAAACAGCAGCGCGCCGUAGUCGUCCCCUCACGCAUUAUUUCCGCAUUUUACAUGCAUAGCAAUGUAUUAUUGUAUUUAAACAAGAAACCGAAUGGAUAAAGAAUGUGGGAAAGUCGA
This is a messenger RNA of Anopheles arabiensis, 5960 nucleotides long. RefSeq names its product moesin/ezrin/radixin homolog 1 (gene Moe). Lineage: Eukaryota; Metazoa; Arthropoda; Insecta; Diptera; Culicidae. The record is from RefSeq and is a predicted model, not a curated record. Gene Ontology annotation, biological process: regulation of organelle assembly; positive regulation of protein localization to early endosome; regulation of cell shape. The transcript is spliced from 10 exons. Gene Ontology annotation, cellular component: cytoskeleton; plasma membrane; apical part of cell. Bases 818 to 2815 code for a protein of 665 amino acids. Gene Ontology annotation, molecular function: actin binding; cell adhesion molecule binding.